Purpureocillium lilacinum is the source of this 918-nucleotide messenger RNA. RefSeq lists its product as uncharacterized. The record is from RefSeq and is a predicted model, not a curated record. Gene Ontology annotation, molecular function: RNA polymerase II cis-regulatory region sequence-specific DNA binding; DNA-binding transcription factor activity, RNA polymerase II-specific. NCBI's taxonomy places the organism in Eukaryota, Fungi, Ascomycota, Sordariomycetes, Hypocreales, Ophiocordycipitaceae. Gene Ontology annotation, biological process: regulation of transcription by RNA polymerase II. Gene Ontology annotation, cellular component: nucleus.
AUGAUGCAGGCUCGCGACGCCGCGGGCCGCCAGGUCUCGCUCCUCAACGACGACGGCUACGAAAAGGCCUCGCUCUACCCGCCGCAGCACCGCCCGCUCACCUUCCAGCCCUCAACCCAGCAGGCGAUCCCGCGCCCCUACCCCAGUCCCCGCACCAGCAGCUCCUCGUCGCCUAACACGCCUGAGCUGUUACGGUCGGACUCGUAUGACUCUCAGAUGAGCAGCAACGAUCCCAUCUCUCCCUUGACGCCCUCGGUGGACUACGCCUAUGCCCGCGGAGCUCUCUACCCCGUGGACGCGCCGCCCGCCAAGCGCCCCGCCUACGUCAACAGCAGCAGGUCUGCGUCGUUUGACGAUGACAGCAGCUCGUCGGUGGCGACCCCCGCCGUGCCCGAGCAGCGCCCCGGGAAGCGGUAUCCUUGCCGGUAUCGCGAUAGCCACGGCUGCGAGAAGACGUUCACCACGUCGGGCCACGCCUCUCGUCACUCCAAGAUCCACACGGCGGAAAAGGCCGUCCAGUGCACUUACCCCGGCUGCCAGAAGAAGUUUACGCGCGCCGACAACAUGAAGCAGCACCUGGAGACGCACUACAAGGACAAGAGCCGCUCAUCGGGCGGCGCCCGCGCUCACAAGGCCGCGCUCGCCGAGGCGCGCCGCAACUCGACGGCCUCAAGCCGCAGCCGCUCCUCGACAUCCACCACGACAGCCAGCAGCGCCGGCGGCCGCGAAGCCGGGCAGCAAUGGGAGGGCGCCGAGACGCAUCACCCGCAGUACCCGCUACCCUCGCCCGGCACCGCCGCCUGGGACAUGGGCGGCAUGAAGCUGCCCCUGCUGAGCCGGCCGGUCGCGGCGCGGACGCCCAGCAGCGGCCUCGACGCCCUGGCCAUGGCGGUGGAGUGCCAGGCUGGCAGCUCAUGA